Frieseomelitta varia is the source of this 1278-nucleotide messenger RNA. RefSeq names its product aquaporin-like. Gene Ontology annotation, biological process: transmembrane transport. The transcript has 4 exons. The coding region runs from base 48 to 779 and encodes 243 amino acids. NCBI's taxonomy places the organism in Eukaryota, Metazoa, Arthropoda, Insecta, Hymenoptera, Apidae. The record is from RefSeq and is a predicted model, not a curated record. Gene Ontology annotation, molecular function: water channel activity. Gene Ontology annotation, cellular component: plasma membrane.
UCAUCAGUCCCCCUUUCGAUCGUUUCGUUACAGGGCUGAGCAGUUUGAUGAAAGAAGAUGCAACCGGUCGGGAGACGGUCACCGUUGCCAUCGGCGAGGUAAUUGGCACGGCGAUUCUGGUGUUCAUAGGAUGCACGGGAUGCAUCGAGGGCUUUGGGAUUCAUCCGAGCUUGCUGCAGAUCGCUCUAACCUCCGGGUUAGGUGUCAUGAUUGCUGUGCAGAGUGUUGGACAUGUCAGUGGUGGGCACUUAAAUCCCUGUAUAACAAUAGCAGCACUGAUCCUAGGAAAAAAGUCUCUGCCCAUGACUCUCCUUUAUACUGGUGCCCAGUGUCUUGGUGCAAUGUUGGGCUAUGGUCUUAUUAGGGUGAUAACUCCAGUGGAACUAAUGUACGCGGGACAACCAGAUUCGGGAAAUACCUUCUGCAUGACCGACCUCCACGCCGACUUGUCCACAUUCCAGGGUUUCAUGGCCGAGUUCUUAGCCACUGGGAUUUUAGUUUUCUUCGCCUGCGGUGUGUGGGACUGCCGGAACGUGAAGAACACCGACUCGUUGCCAAUGAGAUUUGGUUUCUGUAUCACGGCGCUCAGCCUCAUUUUCAGCCCCUUCACCGGUUGCAGUAUGAAUCCGGCAAGAACGUUGGGUCCAGCUGUUUGGAACGGUUAUUGGAAUAAUCAUUGGAUCUAUUGGCUGGGUCCACUCUGUGGCACUAUCGUCGUGUCGUUAAUAUAUCGAUAUCUGUUUAUUUACAACAGGAGAGAGCCUGGACAGUGUGAUUAGAAGAUUAUGAUGGACGAUAAUGCGAGCAGAAUCGUCCCGGUGGCUUACAGUUCACAAUUCGAGCGAGAAAUCCUAAUCGUGUCGCAGGAGGGCCGGAUGACAGGGCCGUGACGACGUCGGAUGAUCGAGAACAGCCGAAUGCCACGCGAGGAGGACUUCCCCCGUUGCGUAGACUGAUAUUUCAAAACGAUUCGUAUUCGAUCAAUCGCUCGUCAUUCUAACUUCCCUAUGAAGCGACCGCGCGUCAAUCGGUUUUUCAGUAUCUCGCGGCGUGAAAUUCAGGCCAAAGUGGUUUCGCGAUGUUUCUCCGACGAGGGGAGAAGAAGAGGAACAGAAGAAAGAACUGCGAAACUCUGUCGCGCGAAAAGAAAACGCGAGAAAGGACGACAGACUGUUUUCGAUAUUUCGUUUGUCUCGUGAUGGAAUUGCAAGGAUUCGUUGCAUUUGUUAAUGAAAAUUUCGAAAUGGAGAAAUAAAUUUUAUAGAGAGUUUUAAGAAA